Brassicogethes aeneus is the source of this 3715-nucleotide messenger RNA. The record is from the annotation of a GenBank genome assembly. Lineage: Eukaryota; Metazoa; Arthropoda; Insecta; Coleoptera; Nitidulidae.
AUUUAACUUUAUCUCUUAUCUACAAAUGAACUACGAUACAUUUAACCUAAAAAUUGUAAUUUGAUCUACAAAUUCUAAAAUGUUCUGUAGCUAAUUUUCGUUUACGUGUUGUCAUCUCUAAUGUGAAUGUCAAAAGCUACACUUAAAAAUCAAAUCGUUGAUUUCUACAUAGAGGAAUGCCAAAAAAUCAAAUCACUUGCACUUUUUUUGUGAUUUAUUUUUUCAGUAGAUUGUAAGUUAUGAGUGAUCCCAAGGAGUCCCUUAGCUCAUUUGUGGAAAAAAACCCUAAAGAAAAUGAGUUUGAUAAAAUAUUGGGAAGAAAUGUUCUUGUGGCACCAACUGAGGAACAGUUUGAACUUUUGUUAAAAAGGUUGAAACAACAACUUGGAGAAGGAAGGGGGGAAGUGAUUUUGGAGGUUGGUUUAUCUGAUGAUGGCAGUGAAAAUGGUUUGCUAAAUGAUGAACUUGAAGCGGCAGUUGCCACUUUACAGUCUCUGGCAAACACUUUAAAUUGCAGCUGUGUCAGGCUAAGGGAGCGUAAGGACCUAAGAGGCAUUGUUGCACAAUAUUUGAUAAGGAGAGUUCUUGACCAAAGUGACUUCCUUGAAAUCAGAGUGGCAGUCGUUGGUAACGUAGAUGCUGGAAAAUCCACGUUAUUGGGAGUAUUAACGCACGGCGAGCUCGACAAUGGCAGAGGGACAGCGCGACAAAAACUGUUCCGGCAUAAGCACGAGAUGGAAUCGGGCCGAACGAGCUCUGUCGGCAAUGAUAUUCUGGGAUUUGAUGGAGAAGGCAAUGUUGUCAAUAAACCAGAACAUGGCUCUUUAGAUUGGGUUAAAAUAUGCGAGAGGAGCUCCAAAGUGAUAACAUUUAUCGAUCUGGCUGGUCAUGAGAGAUACUUAAAAACCACAGUGUUUGGAAUGACUGGGCAUGCGCCCGAUUUUGGGAUGUUAAUGGUUGGUGCCAAUGCUGGUAUAAUAGGAAUGACAAAGGAGCAUUUAGGUUUGGCUUUGGCAUUAUCAGUUCCAGUUUUUGUUGUAGUGACAAAAAUUGACAUGUGUCCUGCAAAUGUCCUGCAAGAUAACCUUAAAAUGUUAAUAAGGAUUCUUAAGAGUCCAGGUUGCAGAAAGGUGCCAGUUAUGGUGAAGACCACUGAUGAUGUGGUAUUGAGUGCUACAAAUUUUGUCUCUGAAAGGUUGUGCCCUAUUUUUCAAGUUUCAAACGUUAAUGGUGAAAAUUUAGAUUUAUUAAAAAUUUUCCUAAAUUUAUUGACCACGCGAAUGGAGUAUCACGAAAAUGAACCUGCUGAGUUUCAAAUAGAUGAUACCUAUUCAGUUCCUGGCGUGGGCACGGUAGUCUCGGGCACAACGCUUAAGGGCGUGAUCCGGCUGAACGACACGCUGAUGCUCGGGCCCGACCCCUUGGGCAGCUUCCAGCCGAUCGCUGUCAAAAGCAUUCAUCGCAAGAGAAUGGCGGUGCGGGAGGUGCGCGCCGGCCAAACGGCCAGUUUCGCAUUGAAAAAGAUUAAACGCAGCCACAUCCGCAAGGGCAUGGUGAUGGUGUCGCCGGCGCUGAACCCUCAGGCGUGCUGGGAGUUCGAGGGCGAGAUCCUGGUCUUGCAUCAUCCUACCACCAUCAGUUCGCGCUACCAAGCUAUGGUUCACUGCGGCAGCAUCCGGCAAACGGCUAGCAUCUUGUCGAUGUCAAAGGACUGCCUGCGUACGGGCGACAAGGCGCUCAUCCAUUUUCGCUUUAUCAAGCAUCCCGAAUACAUGACACCCGGUCAGCGAAUGGUGUUCCGCGAGGGUCGAACGAAAGCGGUGGGCAACGUGGUGCGGAUUAUAACGCAGUCAAGUCCUUCGCACCAGGGUAACAGGGCCAAGCAGCAGAAACAGCAGAGAUACGGAUCUGGAAAUCAUCAGCAGCAGCAACAGCAGAAAAGCGGAGCAGCUGCCGAAAAUAGGCAGGAUUUACAGCAAGAGUUCCCUGAAAUCAGUGGCGCAGCAACUGGGGAAUGCACCACCUUUGAAGGUAGUACAGAUAAGCGCGAGUCGGCUGCGCAGAAGAUGGGCCCCAAAAAGGGGCGUAGCCGGAGGGGUGGAAGGGGCAGAUCAAACAACAAUAAUGCGAAUUCCGGUUUGCAAAAGCAAUUGGCAGAGGUCGCUAACAUCACGAGCAACAUGCCACGCAACACCACCAAGGUUUAAGUCGUCCAAAAAUUCCUACAAAAGUUUGGAGAAUUUGGGGUCAGAGGGGAUAAUAUUUAUCUUAAUUAUUUGUUUACGUAAUUUAUACGUAAUGUACCCAUUUUACAGAUUUCUAUCCCUGGAGCACUAUUUUGUUAAUUAUUAACUAUCAUCAACAAAUAAUUUUGAUAGUACAAAUCUUCCUUUGUUUUUACUUUGUGAUUAAUUUUGUGUUCUGCGAUUAUUUCAUCCAUAGUAGAUACAUUAUUUGAUACAUUUUAUUAAUUGACCUUUUUUAAAGAUUUAUUUUAAUUUUUUUAUAGAAAUACAUAGUAUAUUAAAAUUGGUGUUUUAUUUACUAAUCAAAACAACAGUUUCAGUUAUAUUUUUAUUGUUCAUACUUUACCAAUCCAUUGAUAUAAAUUUAUUUCAAUAUUUAUCAAAAAGAAUCCAGUAAAUUUAUAUUUUAAAAAUAAUCCAAAUCAUAAUAUCAUAAACCAUCAUUGUAGGCAAAAGUUCUAUGCAUGUAUGCAAAAUGUAAGAAAAUUAAAUAAAGAAUAUUUGACAAAGAAAUUAUAGUGCAAAUUAGCAAUCUGGCAGCAGGUAUUGGUAUGGUAUAAAGAAAAACUAAGGCCAUUCUUAAAGUCGAAAGACCGCCAAAAAAUAUGAGACAUAUAAAAAAGAAAAAGUUGCUUCUUUCUUGAAAACAAAUAUAAGAAGCUAAAAGGGUUAGUAUGUGGCCAUAAAAUGAGUAUCCUAUUAAAGAAACCGUUUCGAAAGGAGUUAUACUAGAUCUACCUAAUUUUGUAAGUAUAAAACAGAGUAAAGGCAUUAAAAAAGCAAAGGCACACAUACUUUCGGUAGGUGAAUAAUAAAUUUGAUACAUUUUAUAUGAAAAUCCAUAAUUUAAAAAAGCUGUAAGUAGAAGAAAUCCUAAAAAGGGGCCCAAUAAAUCUACAUAAACCUUUUGAUAUCCUUUUGUAAAAGGAGGAACAAAUGAAGCAAGAAUUCUUAAAACUACAUCAUUGGGAUUAACUAUAAACAAAUUUUUGAGAUUUUGGCGGGCGUUAGUCUUUAUAUUUCGUUCCGGAGAACCAAUAAAAAUUACUGAACUUGAAGACAUCUUACUUCAUUUUUCUUUUAAUUUCUUCCUGUGCCUGUUUAAUUUGUUGCUGCCAGUUAUUGGCAACACUUUUCAUUAAAGUACGAAACUGCUCUGGUGACAACUUUUCAUGCAACCUGUUUUCUUCUACAAAAUUCUUCCCCGAGAAAAUAACCCUUACUACCAAUUGAGCAGCCUUUCUCAUAGGGUAAGACUCGCUUAAUCUUUGCACUAGCUGCUCAUUAUUCGCUAAUAUUCUUAUUAUAAAACGGAAUACCAUGCUUUAUUUAAUAAUUAUUAUGACUUUUGUGUUGGAAAUGGGUACAUCGAACGGUACUUCUGAAGUAAGUCUUGUUUCAAUUGAAGUUGGGUUUUUAAGGCUUCCAAAUGGUUUAAUUGUUGUUCUUUGCUAUAUUCUAUACCAGGA